Messenger RNA from Trematosphaeria pertusa, 2073 nucleotides. RefSeq lists its product as uncharacterized. NCBI's taxonomy places the organism in Eukaryota, Fungi, Ascomycota, Dothideomycetes, Pleosporales, Trematosphaeriaceae. The record is from RefSeq and is a predicted model, not a curated record. The transcript has 3 exons. The annotation marks the transcript as partial.
CCUUUGGAGCUACCCACCGCGGCGGAAUGUAUCGCGCAUCUAAAAUUGUUGCACGCCUUCGCGAAAGUGAGGCACGAGAUCGGCAAUCAUGAGGGCCUCUUUGGCAUCAAAUUUGAGAAAUUCGAAGAUGCGAAGGAACCGCUAGAUUUGCCUCGCGAUGAACUACCAAGGACUCUCGUGGAACGCAUACGUGAGAAGAGAUGGACAGUCUUUGUAACAAAGGCCGCACACCGAUUCGAGAAAUGGUGGGACUCUUGGUAUGCAAGCUAUCCCAUCGCUACGACCGACUACGAUUCCUCUGGCCGCCGUCAGGCACCUCGCAUGUUUCCUGACCAAGGCGAGGGAUUCGAAAACCAACUGCCGGAUUACUUACCCCCAUUGGAUGUACUAAUGGUGUGGCACGCGUACAUGCUGAACCCGCGGGCAUAUCUUGAGGACUGCAUGAGGUGGAGCAAGCAUAGAAUCUGGCGCACGUCGUUCCCCUGGAACCUAAUACACGACUCCACUGACAAAGAGACGUUCAUAUUCCACCCUUCCGAGGAGGCGAUCGAAACAUUUGAGAGGGCAACUCGCCUCCCGUGGAACAUCUUGGAUGAUCAUUUCCUCAAGCUAAUUACCUGCCCGAGAUGCUUAUGCGUUUUUACAGUCCCGUGGACGCGACUUCCAGCAAGUGACGACCGGGAAGCUGUCGAAGCUUAUCUCUCCGGCGAUACUGGCUUCGCUGGAAACGCAUUUCGAGACUCAUGUUAUCGGUGCAACCUCGUAGUCACUCACGAAACCCUACGCGUGGGCAAGUUCAUCGCCGAUGCAAGCGCCCUCCAUGCUUCAAAACGACCGCUGCCAGGCACCAUUCUCAACGCAGCCGGGAUGCCGCAACUGACCGACAAAAACAAACGCAUCAGUACUCACGACCCCUUUUUUCCUAACCGCGUCGUUGAAAACCUGAGCGAGUUCGAGCCCCGCCAAUUACGCAAGAACAUUAACAAGCUCUCUAUCGAGACGCUGAAGUCCAUGUUCCAAAACGCCAUGGCGUCGCCUUCCAGAGUCAAGCUAGUCAAUUCUGAGCAGUACAAGACGGACUUUGUCGCCAAGGAGAGCAAGAUUGCUGUCCGGAAGAUGCUGAGCCAUUACUGGGAUAACUCGAGUCCCUUUGGGCUUGACCUGGUGGGCGCGGUGAUACGGCAGGGUAGCUUUGUCCUAAAGAUGCGGCGGAUCGACUGGCUGCACAGUCCGUCUGUAAUGACGACUAUGCAGAGGCUGAUCGUAAAGUACCACCGCUUCGUUCGCAUCAUCGCGGACAAUCCGAAAAAGGUCGCAGUGCCCACAUUAGACGUUGACCUCGCCUGGCACACGCAUCAACUCACCCCAAAACUCUACUACCGCUAUACGGUCGCCGAAACCAAGAAAUUCCUCAACCACGACGAUAAAAUCCCAGAAACGUCGCUCUACACCUCCUUCCAAUGGACCUCGCAAGCCUACGAGAAGAAAUACGGACAGCCCUACUCCGAGUGCGCAUGCUGGUACUGCGAAUGCACGCGCGAGCCGCUCCGGUCCUCCUUCACCAACCGCGUCAACCCCUUCCGAUCGUCCUGCGACGUCAAGCAGCUGGCCGAGAAAGGGAUGCCGAAAGAUCCAGUGCUGGGUCCGCAUGUUAGUGCCCACAACGCGCUGGUAAUGGAAGGUGCGAGCUCUGCCCAACAGCGACGCCGCGAGCUCGAAGAGCUGGAUCUGCAGUAUGCGAGGGUGUGCAAGCGGUAUCAGAAGAAAGGGGCCGAAACGCCCUCGCGGGAGAACGAUGUGUACGUCUACAGCGCGUACGGCUAUCCACUAUACUAUCCCGUCUAUGUGCCGUACUACGCUGAGCCAACGUGCGACGACAGGUAUUCCAGUGGAGGCGGAGGUGGCGGGUGUGCAGCGGGUACCUGCUCUGCGAGUGCGAGUCUGGGGAGUUGUUCGGGAGGUAGCGGGACGCCUGGGUGCAAAGCGAGCUGCGGAGGGCAUGGUGAUGCAAGUGGUGGUUGCGGAAAUUGUGGUGGUGAUGGAGGGGGUUGCGGUGGAUGCGGUGGUGGGUAG